Mizuhopecten yessoensis (Yesso scallop) is the source of this 1233-nucleotide messenger RNA. Its product is annotated as glutathione peroxidase 2-like. NCBI's taxonomy places the organism in Eukaryota, Metazoa, Mollusca, Bivalvia, Pectinida, Pectinidae. Gene Ontology annotation, molecular function: glutathione peroxidase activity. Gene Ontology annotation, biological process: response to oxidative stress. The record is from RefSeq and is a predicted model, not a curated record. The transcript is spliced from 2 exons.
AGUAUAUUAUAUCAUGCCCCAGCCAUAACAGCUAAAUAUCGACCGUCGUGGUUUCCGGAACCUUCCCCUACAGAUUUAUCCAGACGUCACGUGCCCAUUGGAGCUGAAUAUAAUGUAAAGCUAUCGAGGUGAUUGGAGAUUAUACACCUUUAGCGUUCGAGUGGACUGAACUAGAGAGACAAUACACAGACAUGGCGACGGUUGUCAGUGUCCGGAGUCCUGUUAAAUUACAGAAUUUUUUCGACUUCCACGCCAAUACAUUGGAUGGGGAGAAAAUAAAUUUUUCCAAGUACAAAGGGAAGGUGAUCCUGGUGAUGAACGUAGCAUCUCUCUGAGACACGACUGUACGGGAUUACACCCAGAUGAACGAGCUGGUCCAGAAAUACGGGGAUAAGCUUGUCGUCCUGGGUUUCCCGUGCAAUCAGUUCGGACAUCAGGAGAACACCAAGAACCACGAGAUCCUGACAGCCCUCAAGUACCUCAGGCCAGGCGACGGGUUCGUCCCGAAAUUCCCGAUAUUUGAGAAACUCGAGGUGAACGGGAAGAACGCGUCCGAGAUAUUUGUGUUCCUGCGCAACCAUCUUCCACUGCCGAGUGACGACCCAACCUCCUUCAUGAAAUCAUGCAGUAGCAUCAUUUGGGAACCAGUGACCAGGACAGACCUGGCAUGGAACUUCGAGAAAUUCCUCAUCACUCCCGAGGGCAAACCUUAUAAACGAUUUAGUCGUUACUAUCUGACUUGCAACCUCCAGAGUGAAAUAAAAACACUAAUAGAGAAGUUUAAUGUUAAAUAAGUAAUGGACGUAUUCAGUAAAAUCUGUCUAAUCACCCAGGUUUGUUUGGAUGACCGUAAAACAGGGUUAUAAUACAGACUCAAAGGUCAAACGGUUACUGUUAACUGUACAGGAAGCUUCCAGGUGACUAUCGUGGAACACAAAUAGGGAGCUGAAAGGUCGGAUUGGACAGGUCCUACUGAAGCCGUAGUAUCAUUUCAUAAUUUAAAUGUAAUCAGGUUGUCAUUUUUUGCCAUGUUAACUGUAUACACGUUUGUAUCUAUGUAAAUGUAUGCGUGUCUCGGGGGGUCGGGUUGACUGGGUGUGGUAGGGUCACCUGUACUGAUGAUCAGUGCUCCAGAAAGCCGUUGUGCCGGUGCGCUGUGAUAGCCCACAGGUACCUACCAUACCCAGUCAGCACUCUUACUCGGGCCAGCAAUAAAAUACACAAACCACAGCA